Molecule: messenger RNA, 948 nt
Organism: Rangifer tarandus platyrhynchus (Svalbard reindeer)
Lineage: Eukaryota; Metazoa; Chordata; Mammalia; Artiodactyla; Cervidae
Source: the annotation of a GenBank genome assembly
AUGUAUAAAAUGGAAUAUUCUUACCUCAAUUCCUCUGCCUACGAGUCUUGUAUGGCCGGGAUGGACACCUCGAGCCUGGCUUCAGCCUAUGCUGACUUCAGUUCCUGCAGCCAGGCCAGUGGCUUCCAGUAUAACCCGAUAAGGACCACUUUUGGGGCCACGUCCGGCUGCCCGUCCCUCACGCCGGGAUCCUGCAGCCUGGGCACCCUCAGGGAUCACCAGAGCAGCCCGUACGCCGCAGUUCCGUACAAACUCUUCACGGACCACGGCGGCCUCAACGAGAAGCGCAAGCAACGGCGCAUCCGCACCACGUUCACCAGCGCGCAGCUCAAAGAGCUGGAGAGGGUCUUCGCGGAGACGCACUACCCCGACAUCUACACCCGCGAGGAGCUGGCGCUGAAGAUCGACCUCACCGAGGCGCGAGUGCAGGUGUGGUUCCAGAACCGCCGCGCCAAGUUCCGCAAGCAAGAGCGCGCGGCAGCGGCCGCAGCGGCGGCGGCCAAGAACGGCUCUUCGGGAAAGAAGUCUGACUCCUCCCGGGACGACGAGAGCAAAGAGGCCAAGAGCACCGAUCCGGACAGCACUGGGGGCCCGGGCCCCAACCCCAACCCCACUCCCAGCUGCGGGGCGAGUGGCGGCGGCGGCGGCGGCGGGCCCAGCCCCGCCGGAGCCCCGGGGGCGGCGGGACCGGGGGGUCCCGGAGGCGAGCCGGGCAAGAGCGGGGCGGCGGCGGCGGCGGCGGCGGCGGCGGCGGCGGCGGCGGCGGCGGCGGCGGCAGCGGCCGGAGGCCUGGCUGCGGCCGGGGGCCCUGGACAAGGCUGGGCUCCGGGCCCCGGCCCCAUCACCUCCAUCCCGGAUUCGCUCGGGGGUCCCUUCGCCAGCGUCCUAUCUUCGCUCCAAAGACCCAACGGUGCCAAAGCCGCCUUAGUGAAGAGCAGUAUGUUCUGA